Messenger RNA from Diabrotica balteata, 423 nucleotides. The record is from the annotation of a GenBank genome assembly. NCBI's taxonomy places the organism in Eukaryota, Metazoa, Arthropoda, Insecta, Coleoptera, Chrysomelidae.
AUGGCCAAAUACUUUGGCAUUGAUAAAUUUUUUGUUUUUUUAAAAACAAUCAAAGAAGCUGGAGGAAUAAGAGCUUCGUUAUAUAAACUUUAUAGGAUGGAUAAUUUGAGACCGGGAACACUUGUCGGUACAGACAAAUACGGAAAUAAAUAUUAUGAAAACCCUCAUUACUUUUAUGGUAGAAAUCGAUGGAUUGAAUAUGCACCUUACUAUGGUGUGGAAUAUGAUGGAAGCCAGGUUCCUGCUGAAUGGUUUGGCUGGUUACAUUACAAAACUGAUCUUACCCCAGAUAAGGAUCCAUCUAGACCAAAGUAUAAAUGGAUGGCAGAUCACACAGAAAAUUUAAGUGGAACACCAGGACAGUAUAUGCCAUAUUCCACUACUAGGCCCAAAAUUGAAGCAUGGGUUCCCCAAGGAAAAUAG